GUUCCGGGGGAUGGCGAGGAAUUAUUUGCCCACCUGGUGAAACGGGGCACAGUAGACGCGGUGGCAUCAGAAGACAUGGACACUGCCCCUUUGGUGGCAACGUCCUGAUCCGUCAGCUCAAUGCCAAGAAAGACCGGCGAGUGUGCAGCUGUAUGAGUCCAUAACCAUGUCGAUAUGGCUGUGGGCUUCCCCAAUAGAAUAGGCUUUAGGCCUGGAUGGCAUUCCAAGCACUUUGUGGCAAAGUAUUCGUAAAAGAAGGCUAUACAAAUUAUAUUUAUUGAUUGUUAUUGAAAUGACUGAUGGCCGCUUCUCUCUGUCGAAUUCUUCCUCUCCUCACAGUGAAGUCAUUGCAUACUCUCUACCCAAGCUGCUAGACAUUCCGAAGAUUACACAUGAAGAGGUAAGACCACCCGAAGCUUUUGUAAUGAAUGAGUCAUAGGCCUUAAUUACAUGGUCAUAGGCCUUAAUUACAUGGUCAUAGGCCUUCAUUACAUGGUCAUAGACCUUAAUUACAUGGUCAUAGGCCUUCAUUACAUGGUCAUAAGCCUUAAUUACAUGGUCAUAGGCCUUCAUUACAUGGUCAUAAGCCUUAAUUACAUGGUCAUAGGCCUUCAUUACAUGGUCAUAGGCCUUCAUUACAUGGUCAUAGGCCUUAAUUACAUGGUCAUAGGCCUUAAUUACAUGGUCAUAGGCCUUCAUUACAUGGUCAUAGGCCUUAAUUACAUGGUCAUAGGCCUUCAUUACAUGGUCAUAAGCUUCAUGUAUAUAUAAGCACACUCUGUCAUUGUAUUGUAAGGCAUACAACAUCAUUAUGUACUUUUCUCUCAAGUAUGAUCUCACAACUAUUAUCCUCUCACAAUGCUCCCAGAGUCAUUAACACCUCUUCUCCUUAUCCUUCUAAUAUCUGUCAGUUUGUGGAUUUGUGUAUCUUGUUGGGCUGUUGACUACUGCGAUGAGAUUGCAGGCCUAAGAGAGCUCUGACUGAUCCAGCAGCACCGGACCAUAGAGAACCUAGUACUGAACAUCAACAGAAAGGUAUGUUUCCUCUCUGACCACUGCUCAUAUUACUACAAUGCAAUUGACUUGGAGAUUUUGGAGCCAAUGCGUUUGCAGAAGUCUUCUUUAUGAAUCCGGAUUAAACAUUCUAGUAAACCAAGGAAAUAAUCAAUGUCAUUUGUUACCACUCCACAUAUGAUGAACAUAAUAUUAACUAAUAAUUAUUUAAUUGUUCAACUCAGACCUCACCUCUUAUGCUAUGUCCCUGUCCAUGGACUGUACCUAGAAUAACACUCUCCAACCCCUCCUUCUCCAGCUCCACCCUUGUCCCACUGUUCUGGCAGUACCAGGACGCCCGCAAGCUGUUUCUGGAUGCCACCCUGACCGAGCCCUCGGACCUGACCUGGACUGAGCCAGAUGAGGAGGCCCUGGUCCAGUUUCUGUGCCAUGGAAAAACACGUCAAGUACUGUUCUGGUCCUGUAUGACCCCCUUUGGAAUUAGACCAGGGGUCGUAUGUAUCAAGCAUCCCAGAACAGGAGUGCUGAUCUAGGAUCAGGUCCUCCCUGUCCAUGUGAUCUUCUUCAUUGUGUUCUAAAAGCUAAAACUGAGACGCUUGAUACAAUGCGACCCCUGGUGUGCACAACUCUAAUCAUCUGGAUCUGCAGUGCAUGUUUUAUGUCCAGGCCUAGUCAUCUAAAAUGGUAGUAAUCCAUGUAUGUGUGAUAUGUAGGGAUCACAAGGUACGCGGUCGAAUGGCGAAGUUCCGUGAGACCAAUGGCGAAGUUCCGUGA
Coregonus sp. 'balchen' is the source of this 1788-nucleotide messenger RNA. NCBI's taxonomy places the organism in Eukaryota, Metazoa, Chordata, Actinopteri, Salmoniformes, Salmonidae. The record is from the annotation of a GenBank genome assembly.